AUGGCUUCGGGCUACGGUCAAGUCUCCGGCAGCAAUCAGGCCGAGCAAGGGAAGAACAAGAUGUUUGUAGUCGCCGGCUCCUCCAUCAUCCUCGUUGCCUGUGUGUUCGCCGUCACGGUGAGCGUCUCACGGCAUGGCGCGGACAGUUCCUCCGGUGGCGGCGCCACCCUUCAGACGACCUCGAAGUCGAUCCAGUCGAUCUGCCAGCCGACCGACUACAAGCAGGAGUGCGAGAGUUCGCUCGUCGCCAGUGGCGCCGACAACGAGACGGACCCCAAGAAGCUCGUCCAGAUGAUCUUCGACGCGACGAUCGAGCGGGUCCGCGAGGGCAUGAACCACUCCUCCCUCCUCCAGAAGGCGGCUGAGGACCCGCGGACGCAAAAGGCGCUCGAAGCCUGCAACGAGCUGCUCGACUACGCCGUCGACGACCUUCGGAACUCCGUCGAGAAGUUCGCUAGCAUGGAGAUGAGCAGAGUCGGCGAGGCCGUGGACGACCUCAGAGUCUGGCUCAGCGCCGCCAUCACUUACCAGCAGACGUGCCUCGACGGAUUCGAGAACACGACGGGGGACACGGCGGAGUCGAUGGCCAAAGCCCUCAACAGCUCCGCCGCACUCACCAGCAACACGCUCGCCGUCGUCGACGAGAUCUCCUCCGUGCUCAAUUCCUUCCAGAUCACCCCGAUCAACAGACGACUGCUCUCGUCGGAGGACGAGGAGUUCCCCGCGUGGGUCCACGGCGCGAAGCGCAGGCUGCUCGCGCUCUCGCCGGAGCAGAUAGAGCCGAACGUGACGGUGGCGAAGGACGGCAGCGGCCAGUUCAAAACCAUCGCGGAAGCAGUCGCCGCAGCGCCAGAUAAUUCCGACCAAGUAUUCGUGAUCUACGUCAAAGAAGGCGUGUACCAGGAAUACGUCCAGGUGGACCGGAAGAAGAUGAACUUGGCGAUGAUCGGCGACGGCGCCACCAAGACAAAGAUCACCGGAAACUUGAACUUCGUCGACGGCACGCCGACCUUCAAAACCGCCACUCUCGGGGUGGUCGGAGACGGGUUCAUCAUGAGGGAUUUCGGGGUGGAGAACUCGGCGGGGGCGGCGAAGCACCAGGCGGUGGCGCUGCGGGUGCAGUCCGACAAAUCGGUGUUCUACCGCUGCCAAAUGGACGGCUACCAGGACACGCUCUACGCCCACACCAAGCGACAGUUCUACCGCGAAUGCACCAUCUCCGGCACCAUCGACUUCCUCUUCGGCGACUCCCCGACCAUCUUCCAGAACUGCCUCCUCCUCGUCCGCCGCCCCCUCGACAACCAGCAGUGCAUUUGCACGGCGCAGGGGCGGAAGGACCGCCGCGAGGCCACCGCCAUCGUGCUCCACAACUGCACCAUCAGUGCCGACGAGUCGCUGAAGCCGGAGCAGGGGAGGUUCCUGGUCUACCUGGGGCGGCCAUGGAAGGAGUACUCGCGCACGCUAGUCGUGCAGUCGCAGAUCGACGACCUCAUCGACCCCGCCGGGUGGAUGCCGUGGCUCGGCGAUUUCGGCCUGAACACCUGCUUCUACGCCGAGGUCGAUAACCGCGGCCCCGGCAGCGACACCGCCAAGAGGGCGACCUGGAGGGGCGUCAAGAAGGUAGACCUCGGCCACGCACAAAUGUUCACGGUGAGCCAUUUCAUCCAGGGCGACACCUGGCUGCCGGCCACCGGCGUUCCUUUCACGCCGGGAUUGCUGUAG
Zingiber officinale is the source of this 1722-nucleotide messenger RNA. RefSeq names its product pectinesterase-like. The coding region runs from base 1 to 1722 and encodes 573 amino acids. Gene Ontology annotation, molecular function: pectinesterase activity; pectinesterase inhibitor activity. NCBI's taxonomy places the organism in Eukaryota, Viridiplantae, Streptophyta, Magnoliopsida, Zingiberales, Zingiberaceae. The record is from RefSeq and is a predicted model, not a curated record. The transcript has 2 exons. Gene Ontology annotation, biological process: cell wall modification.